Molecule: messenger RNA, 1068 nt
Organism: Lasiodiplodia theobromae
Lineage: Eukaryota; Fungi; Ascomycota; Dothideomycetes; Botryosphaeriales; Botryosphaeriaceae
Product: Guanine nucleotide binding protein (G-protein) alpha subunit
Exons: 6
Coding region: 1-1068 (355 amino acids)
Biological process (GO): adenylate cyclase-activating G protein-coupled receptor signaling pathway
Cellular component (GO): heterotrimeric G-protein complex
Molecular function (GO): G-protein beta/gamma-subunit complex binding; GTPase activity; GTP binding
Source: RefSeq, a predicted model, not a curated record
AUGGGCAUUUGCAUGAGCACCAACAACGAGGAUGCAGAGCAGAAGAAGCGGAGCCAGGCGAUUGACAAGAAGCUGGAGGAGGACUCGAGGCGAUUACGGCGAGAAUGCAAGAUCCUACUGCUGGGCUCCGGCGAGAGCGGCAAGUCGACCAUUGUCAAGCAGAUGAAGAUCAUACAUCAGAACGGCUACACGGUCGAGGAACUCUCCAUGUACCGCCUCACCAUCUACAAGAACGUUAUCGACUGUGCAAAGUCGCUCAUAGGCGCCAUGCGGCAGUUUGACAUCGAACCGGAGCUCCCGGGCAAUGAUGAAUACUGCGACUACCUGAUGGAAUACGUGGUGGACCCCGAUCCGGAGAAGCCGCUGGACGCAAAGGUCGGCCAGGCCAUUAGUUCUGUUUGGCACGACCCCUGCGUCAAGCAGGUGCUCGACCGCUCCAGCGAGUUCUACCUGAUGGACUCGGCGCCUUAUUUCUUUGACGAAGUCGGCCGGAUAGCAGCCCCCGAUUAUAUCCCCAUAGAAUCCGACGUCCUGCGGGCGCGUACCAAAACGACGGGUAUCUACGAGACGCGGUUUACAAUGGGACAGCUAAGCAUACACAUGUUCGACGUCGGCGGUCAAAGAAGCGAGCGGAAGAAGUGGAUACACUGUUUCGAAAAUGUCACGUCUAUCAUCUUCUGCGUCGCAUUGAGCGAGUACGACCAGGUGCUACUCGAGGAAAGCAGUCAGAACCGGAUGAUGGAGAGCUUGGUGUUAUUCGAUUCGGUGGUUAAUUCGAGGUGGUUCAUGCGGACGAGUAUCAUUCUCUUUCUGAACAAAGUGGAUUUGUUCAAGGCCAAGCUUGCAAGAUCGCCUCUGGGCAAUUAUUUCCCGGACUACUCUGGCGGCAACGACGUCAAUCGCGCGGCCAAGUAUCUGCUGUGGAGAUUCAACCAGGUAAACCGCGCGCAUCUGAAUCUCUACCCACACCUCACACAAGCCACGGACACGUCGAACAUCCGGCUCGUCUUUGCCGCGGUCAAAGAGACCAUCUUGCAAAACGCGCUCAAAGACUCAGGCAUCUUAUGA